UUUCAGAGAUUACAAUCUGCAAAGGUUAAAAAAGACAAACAGAGACUCCUCUAAUCACAUUUCUUUUCCACCCUUUUAGUGAAAUUUGCACCACAAAAACACCCACACACAUCUCUUUGGUCUCAUUCGAAUUCCCAUCUUCUAAUUCAUUUUUUUUUUCUGCUGUCACCGUUCAUUCAAUUGGUCCUCAAACACGUAUGCAUCAUCAGCAUUAAGCAGCCCCACAUCGCCGAGUCACUACUCAUUCCACAGCCAUGGAUGCAGCAUCAUCAUCAUCAAUGGCACUUCCACCAUUGAAACCCAACAUUGCCCGUUCAAAAGUUUCCAAUUUCCGACGUUUGACCACCCCAACAAACUUAAUUCGACCGUGGGUAUCUUCCCCCAAACCCAACACCCUCACUCUGGUGUCCACAAACUCUGCCCUCACCACAAAGUUCCCAUCUUUCUUGCGUUGCUCCACAAAACCAGACACCAGCGCCAACAGUGAGACACACAGCACGCCAAACGAUGAACCCGAUUCCGUUUCCAAGUGCCACAAGGCAUCGGAAUCAGAUGCGGCAUGUGAAGGAGCGUUUUCUUCUCCACCACCUUCACAGCCAUCUUCUUCUUCUUCUUCUUCUUUGAGAGGGUUGGUGUUUGAUUUGGGUCCUUCAAACUCGUGGGACAGUGCGGAUAUUGGAUCGCCAGUGGUGAAGAGGUUUCUCAGUGAUGAAGAAGAGAGAUGGUAUAUGUGGUAUCAUGGAAGGCCUAAUGGGAAACCAUCUUCUGAUUUGAUAGGGUUAGCUAUUUCGAGCAAUGGGGUUCAUUGGGAGCGUGGGGGAGGGCCUGCUGGGUCGAGUUCUGAUGUGGGUUUUGUGAUGAAUUGUGGUAAGGAUUGGUGGGCUUUUGAUACUGAUGGCAUUAGGCCUUCUGAGAUGGUAAUCAUGUCUAGUUAUAGGGUUAGAGCUUCCACUGCUGUUUACUGGCUUUACUACACUGGCUACAGCUCUGAGAAGGUAGAGUUUUCUGAUCAUUCUUUGGAGUUCAGUUUGGAGAAUCCAGAUAGGUGUUUCAUCAAAGAUGGUGUGAAUCAUGAGAAUUGUGGUAAUGGGAAAGUUUUCAAGUCCUUGCCUGGUUUGGCUAUUAGUCAAGAUGGGAGGCAUUGGGCUAGGAUUGAAGGAGAGCAUCACAGUGGAGCAUUGUUUGAUGUUGGUUCUGAGAAGGAGUGGGAUUCUUUGUUUAUUUCUUCUCCACAUGUUGUUUACCAUGAGAAUGGUGACCUCAGGAUGUAUUAUCAUUCAUUUGAUGUGGAAAAAGGGCACUUUGCUAUUGGGAUUGCUAGGUCGAGGGAUGGAAUCAAGUGGGUCAAGUUGGGAAAAAUAAUGGGGGGAGGAAAAGCUGGUUCUUUUGAUGAGUUUGGAGCAGUAAACCCAUGUGUGAGGAGGAACCGGAGUGAUGGGAACUAUAUGAUGGCAUAUGAAGGUGUUGCCGCAGAUGGGAGGAGGAGCAUUGGUAUGGCUAUUUCUCCUGAUGGACUGAAGGAAUGGGUGAGGCUUCAAGAUGAGGGGAUUUUGAAGCUAUCAGACAAAGGUUGCUGGGAUGAUAAGGAUGUUGGAUCCCCAUGUCUGGUUCAUAUGGAUACAGAAGAAAAUGAGUGGAGGUUGUAUUAUAGAGGUGUUGGAAAUGGAGGAAGAGUUGGAAUAGGUAUGGCAGUUUCUGAAGGGAGGGAUGUUGGAAGUUUUAGAAGAUGGAUAGGUUUUCAUGUAUGAGCUAGGUGUAUGCCAUGUUCUGUUAUCAAUUAUUUAAAAUUUUAAACAAAGACUAGAUACAAUGUCUACAUUCUUUAUGAAUUGAUUUUUUUUGCUGUUUGAGUUAAGUAGUUUUGUAUUUAUCCUAAUGGCCAAGUAAUACACUUUCUUGUACAGUGAGGUUUUGAACUUGUCCCGAUUUUUAUUUCCCA
Messenger RNA from Gastrolobium bilobum, 1939 nucleotides. RefSeq lists its product as uncharacterized. The record is from RefSeq and is a predicted model, not a curated record. The transcript has a single exon. NCBI's taxonomy places the organism in Eukaryota, Viridiplantae, Streptophyta, Magnoliopsida, Fabales, Fabaceae. Bases 255 to 1748 code for a protein of 497 amino acids.